CAUUUUUUUACUCCGAUAACUGACACAAAAGGUACGAUUUUGAUAAGGCGAAGCAUCUGGUCUUCUAUCCGACUGAAGGGGCGUACUCGCUUUCACCUAGUGGAUGUGAGAACAACGGAGAAGGCGAGCUUUGGGAAUACAGUUUCUUGAUCAACAGGUACAAACAACUUCCAAACAUGAGAAGUUGGGUUGUUCUAGCUGUCUUAGGUAGCUUAUGCGCUUUUGUGCAAGCGCAAUGCAAUGUAGAAGGCGGAAAAUUAGACGUACCAUUUCCUAACAUUGAAAAUGAAGCUUAUGAAUCCUAUCAGAUGUCAGUUGAAUACACUUUAACCGAUGCAGGACAAACAGAUUACUACGUAGAAUAUUAUGAUAUGCUAAAUAGAAGAGGUCGAGUUGAAGCUCAUCAAGCUGGAAAACUUAUUACCUACAUUUACAACCCUCCAACUUAUGAAGCAUGGGAUAUAAUCGGUUGGAACUGCACAAUGAAAUUUUUAAAUGAGACACCUGAAAUGUUUAAAGAUGCACCAGAUGAUUGGCUUUAUACGACGGAUAAAGACGAACAGAUAACAGUUGGCCCAUCCGCCAUGCUGAAAACAGCCUAUGAUGAAUGGUACAAGACAGUAAACUCUAGCAAGCCAAAAGUUUUUUACAUGGGUGAAUAUGAAAGCACAGUCAGAGGUAUCAAAGCCAUAUAUUGGAGACGUUGUGAUGGGGAAGGCUUAACAUUUGUUGAUUACGUGUUUACUGCUGAAAAAUAUGAAAACCCCUAUGGUUUGAAAGACUUUAAGACACUUCCACUGAGAAUCAUCUUUGGCGGCAUAAGAGAUUCGCGAGUUGAUGAAUUUUCUAAGCAAGAAUACGACAUUGUUCAGUUCCAGCCCUUCAUUUCUGAAGGGCUUACGCCAUUUGAUCUUCCAAGAGGAAGAGGUUGCCGCCGAAGAGUAUUUUCUGAUGAUGACGACAUCCCAAAGAUUCCAGAUUUCUCAAAAGGGAAUUUACAGUUCAAAGCUGAAGUUAUUUACCAGACCGUAGACUUUAACGGAGAUCCAAAUGAGUUCGUCACUUACUACAAUACUCUCACUAUGGCUCUGGAUGUAGGCAGUCAGCUUUUAGCCUUUCACUACUCUCCUUGGGACAAAACUGCACCCAAAAAUAGACCAGACGUGCUGUCCCCAGUGCAUUCGAUUUUUGACAUGUUACAUGGUUACCUUUACCAAUACAACUUAACUGACGGCCAAUGCCAACUUACACGUGAAAGAAGUUUCGUGCCGACUUUCGAGCUUCCUCGGGACCUUGGAGGGAUUUCUUUAACUGAUCCACAAGUUCUAUUUCCAAAUGAUGAAUUCUCAUUUUUAAGUGAGGGAACUAAUAGAGGUUUGAGAGUCAAUGUUUUUGAAGGAGUGUUUAACGAUUAUCAGCUGAAACGUGGAGAUGAAUACAUUUCAAUUCCUAAAGCCGUAGUCACUCACAGUUAUUUGACGGACCAUGAAGUGGAGAGAAACAUGAAUUCUGUUAAAAAUGCUUUGACCCAGGUGCAGAUGUUUUUCUUAGGAAGGUUGAAAGAGAGAGCUAUGGAAGUUAUAACAAUGAACUUCUAUGGCUUCAGUACCGAAAUAUAUAACAGGCGACAAGUUUUUAACGUCAAGAGAUGCUACAAAAAUGACAAUGAUUAUGUAUGGAUUACUCUUUCUUUCAAUGCAGAUGAAGCCCAACUAAAAAGAAUUAAAAAUGAUGUUCCAAGUAUUCAAUCGAAUGUUCUGAAUUCCAUUACAUCGGGAUCGGAAUUGAAUGCAGCCAGAAUUCCUAUUAUAGAAGUGGAUUUCAGCGAUGCUCUUUAUGUGACUCUGCAGGUCCUUGGAAAGCCACCAGUUUUGCUUGACUUUGUGUUGCCACCUCAGCAGGGCAAGAAGAUUACAGGUACGAGCGAGCAGGAAGGUAUAUCAGAUGAAGACAGUUGUGCCACGAAGUGUUUGGAAUCUGAAGGUGCUUGCUGGGGUUUCUCUAUGUGUGGAGCUGUUUGUACCUUUGGAGCAGAUUCUUCAGCUAAAAUUGAAGACACAACGGAGGACUGUAAAUUGUACAUUCGAGACAACGGGACUUUUAUUCCUUCCACUGAUCUCAUGCUUCAAAAUCUUCGAAGACAAGUCCAUGAUGGAAUGCUAAAAUUGGUUCUAAAGGAUAAAGAUGACAAAAUAAUCCAGAUUACAGCCAGUUCCAUCGAAGUUACAGAUCCAGGAGAGGAUGAUCGUCUUUUCGAACUAGUAGGAAAUGUUUUGAAUCCACGCAUGAAAGUAGUUAAAGUAGGCUACAAACUCAAAAAUACUGCUGGAUCGACCGUAAAGAACAUGGGCAGAUUAAGAUAUGACGAAUGUCAGAGGAUCUGCCUUGACUAUAGGGACUGCGAAACCGUAUCUUACUGUCUAAAGGGCGCCGAAUGCAUUUUGAGCAAAAAUUAUGGUGCAGAUCUAUCAGAAUCAGACAUGGAGAAAAAUGAUAUGUGCAACCUUAUUACAAGAAAGUAUGCCGACAACUUCAAUCGCAGUCCAGGAAAUGUCUUGAAUCUAGGAGCUGAAGAGGUCCUCCCCUUAAGCAAUGUGGAAGAAUGCGCCAGAGCCUGCAUAAAACGAACAGGGUACAAAUGUCUUUCUUUCGACCACUGUCCAACUGAGGAGAAGGAGGCCUGUUUCCUUCACACGGUGCAUUAUCCGAACCCGAAACAAAGAGAAAAAAUAUCGAGGAAGAGUGCCAGCUGCGGUCAUUACGUCAGAAAAUUCAGUACCGAAUUCAAGAAGAAUCCAGAGAAGAGGACUGUUGGCAGCAAGCUUCCUCCUUUAACCAACCUGACUUUAGAGGAGUGCGCCAGAGAAUGCAUUGAAUAUGGAAAAGGAACUUGCUUCGGCUACGAUUUCUGCCAAGGAAACACUAUCUUGGCCACCAGCUGCAUUUUGCUGGAUUCGGAUCCGAAUAAAAUGCAACUGGCACCCAGUCCAAUUUGCAGCAAUUAUUUCAGAAAUGAAAUCGUAUCUGGGCCUGAAAGACCCUACACCAAUAGCUAUGCUGGUGGAAUCGGAUUCCUAUGCUUUCUGAUAGGGGGCUUAAUAGGAGCUGCGAUUGUGUUUGGAAUAGCUUAUUUGAGAGUCAACAGAAGGUGAAAAGCUGGAUGCUACUACUGUGUAACACAUGUGUUUUAUGUUGUGUCACCUUUACAUACUUUUGUACAUAAUCUUAGAGACAAAGGACUUUGUACUAAGUUAUAUGACUACUUCGUGUGAUUUUUUUGUCCAUCAACUGAAACUUGUGAAAUUUGCGUACUCUUAAUAAAGAUCAUUUUCAGUUGUUUUCUCUUA
Molecule: messenger RNA, 3347 nt
Organism: Argiope bruennichi
Lineage: Eukaryota; Metazoa; Arthropoda; Arachnida; Araneae; Araneidae
Exons: 24
Coding region: 177-3152 (991 amino acids)
Source: RefSeq, a predicted model, not a curated record